Anopheles nili is the source of this 1732-nucleotide messenger RNA. RefSeq names its product golgin-84 (gene Golgin84). Bases 1 to 1677 code for a protein of 558 amino acids. The record is from RefSeq and is a predicted model, not a curated record. Gene Ontology annotation, biological process: Golgi organization; retrograde transport, vesicle recycling within Golgi. The transcript has 4 exons. Gene Ontology annotation, cellular component: Golgi cisterna; Golgi membrane. NCBI's taxonomy places the organism in Eukaryota, Metazoa, Arthropoda, Insecta, Diptera, Culicidae.
AUGUCUUGGUUUCAAGAUCUAGCAGGAAGGGCAGAAAAUAUUCUUACAAAAAUUGAUCAAAAUGCUGCCACCGUGCUACAAACGCGACCAGAAUCUGGUGAUGUGGAAGAUGUCUCGUUGCUGGAGGUCAGUGUGACAAACGAGGCAUCUUCAUUAAUUCCAACGAAGUCAAGACAUAUCCCAAAAGCAUCGGCGCUCAACAUAAAAUCGUCUAGAGGAAUGGUUCGUUCAGCAUCUAACUCAUCCUAUGAGAAAAACAAUGAAGUGGAAAUUGAAACACAAUCGUCAAAGUCCGAGAAGCAAAAUUUUUCCGCUACUUCAUCGAGACGCAGCUCCUUAAAUUCGAAAAAAGAUGGCACGGUUAUUGAUAUGCGAGGUGUAGAACAAACUCUAUCAAACCCCGAAAGUCAUGAUUUACCUACUGGAUUUGUUUCCAUCGAAAAGGAGCUGGAAGCUACUAAAAUAAUCCUGGCCGAAAUAAAGUCUGAACGUGAUGAAUUGAAAAGUGAACUUGAUAACACAAUUUCUCAGCUGAGCGACAACGAUACGGAACGAAAGCUAAUUGAGGUGGGUGAAUUGUGCCAAAAGUUAUCGGAGGAAAAGAAUAAUUUGGCCGUAAGGGUCCAAAACAUUGAAGAGGCAAAUGGCAAAUACGUUAAAUCGAUCUCUGAGUUGGAGUCUACGAUUGCUAAACACAUACAGAGCGAACAAGAGCUGAGUUCAAAGCUGGAAAUGGCAAAGAUGGAGACAGAAAAUGCUUGCAUGGAGCUUCAACAGUUUCGUGUUCGCGCCCAUGCAACAUUGCAGUUAAAAGAAAAAACGAUAGAACAGUUAAAAGAACAAAUCAACUGCGGUGUUGGCAUUGGCACAACAAAUACGGCUCUUGAAAAAAUAAGCAAUUCUGAGCAAAUUCUUCAGAUUGAAUUGGAACAAGUAAGACAGGAAAAAAACAAUCUUUUAGAAGAACUUGGAAAUUUCAAUGAAAGAAUGAAAUUUCGAGAAGCACAAUGGAUGAACUCAGAAGAAAAAUUGAGAGUUACUAUCCAAGGGCUUGAACAAUGUGUGGCACGCUUGCAGCAACAGAUAACAUUAGAAACGGAUAAACUAUCGCUGUUGGAGGACGAUUUCAAAAAUAAACAGAACGAAUUGGUGAUUGCUCGGGAGGAUUUAAUCAAGCAGCGGACGAGUUUCUCACUCCGAUUGCAUGAAAAGGAAUCAGAGAACAACAAACUUCGUAACAAAAUACAAACUGGUCCGGUUAGUCCUCUGAGUGAUCACGAAGAUCGUUUAGCAUCGUUGACCCAGUCUUUGGUUCAGAAACAAACCGCUCUUGAAACAGUCACUGCUGAGAGAAAUGCGCUUCGGAUACAGCUGGAAAAAUUAGAAAAUCAAUACCGGAGCACUGCAUCCCAAGUGAGGCAACAACGAGCAGUUUACCUGAGUAGCAAUGUGACAGACGAUGCCAAAUCACAGGUUCCCAAUUUUAUGCUAGAAACACCUUUCGACAACCAUGUUGCACGAAGGAUGAAGCGAGCUUAUUCGUCACUUGAUUCAAUCGGCAUUCGAUUGGGAGUAUUUCUGCGUCGUUACCCCCUGAUCCGUAUACUUGUGAUAGUUUAUGUAGCUCUACUUCACCUAUGGGUGAUGUUUGUGCUGUUAUCCUCUACACCUACAUAGCUUUAAUUAUAGAAAUCGUAUCGCAUCAGUUGUAUUAUAAAUUCAAAUAUGAAAA